AUACCAUCUAUAUUGCCUGCUUUACAGAGGAAUAAAUCAUAUCUAAUGAAGAAACUAACCCAAACAACCAGUGAUCACAAGGGUAUUCUAAUUCCAUUCUUAUUUUCCGAAUCUGCUCGACGUCACUCGAGCGCCAGUCUUUUGUUUCCCAGCUCCUUAUACUUUUUCGCUCGCACCAAAUCUACCGAAAACAUCUCAUCCUCCGUCACUGCGUUGAUCAUAAACGUCUCUUCCGAUACCAACCCGUAUUAUCAUCUGUUAUCCGAGCAUAAUCGUGAAACAAGAACGUCGAGAGGAGCGAGAAAAGAGGCGAGAAGAGGCGAGGAGGAGUGCGCACGCCCCGCAACCUCCGCCAUAUUGGAUCCCGGCGUUGCACACGGCACUCAAGGUGAAUGUCGGGUCUGGGGGGCUCCGGUAGGGGAGUAGGUGAGGAGAGUAGGAGAGGAGGAGACCUCGGUACCCGCAUCACACGCACCACGUCGCUGCUGCCAACGCCAUCAGAAGCCACCACGUCGCUCGCUGCUCUUGCUGAUACUACUGCUGCUGCCGCCGUCGUAGCUGCCUCUGCUGUUACCGUCGCCGUCGCUCUUUCUACUGCUGCUGUCGCUGAUUUCGUCGCUGUUUCUGUCGCCGCCGCGUCUGUUGUGCUCCGUGAGCAGGUGAGCCCAGGCAGCGCGUCGCCCGUGUCACGCUCCGGUGGCUUUUCAGAUGGCGAAAGCGGCGAAGUCGUGGCGCAUCGUGGUACUGCUGGUGCUGCUGCUGUCUCUCGCCGUCCUCUCGUCGCCGCCGCCGAGCCCUUCGCCAAGGCCGUGCCCUACGCCCUCUGCCGUGGGCACUCCCGCUGAGCGCCAGGCCGCUUUCGAGAACCCACACCUGAGAGAGCUCUUCCGCAGGUACGGCCAGGGGGACGUCCUCACCCCCGAGGGCCUACACAAGCUCCUGCUCAGCCUCGGCCUCCACUUCGAGGACGACAACGACCAUCCCCAACACACCCACGACCACCAGAACCACCCCGACGCCGCUCUCGGCUCACCGACGACGAGGAAGGACGACCCGGAGGAGGAGGACCACUUCCACGACGACCACCACCACGCACACGAUGACCACGUGACCCACGAUCACAGCCCGGACGACCACAACCGGAGGCAGAAGGACCACCAGACGGACAGCGACGGCCGCAACCACGGCGAUGAGCCCAAACUAGACGGCAGGGCGGACGACCCGUAUUCCACCGUCGUCGUCGUCGACCACCCGCGCAGCAAUCACCUCGGCGACCCGCACGACCUCCUCGGCGGCCACAUCGACGACCGCUUCCACGACGACCAUCGCCACUCCGAGGAUGGGCAUCUAGACAACAACCACCAUCGGGACGGUCACGCGGCGCCGGACGACUCUCUCGCGCGCCGGUCGUCGUCGUCGUCGUCAAGGUCCUUGCGCGAGAGCGACGCCACGGGUUUAGGCGCCAGAGCUCGUGCCAGGUCAAGACGGACCGGGACACCACGCGACCAAGGCACUGCGAAUGCCACGAGUGACCCGCAAGCCUCGUCACGUGCCAAUCCUUCAGUGCCUGCACCCUCGACGCCCCUGCCCCCUGCCUCUCCUGCCGCUGCAACGACAGCUGACCCUCUGAAUAUUACUACGGUUGCCACGCGACGUCCAGCUUCCCCCAAGGUGUUGUUAACAGAACUAGGCGAAGGAAAUAAAAGUAAAAGGGAAGUGAGCAAGAAGCCAUAG
This is a messenger RNA of Penaeus vannamei (Pacific white shrimp), 1734 nucleotides long. Lineage: Eukaryota; Metazoa; Arthropoda; Malacostraca; Decapoda; Penaeidae. The record is from RefSeq and is a predicted model, not a curated record.